Molecule: messenger RNA, 3765 nt
Organism: Platichthys flesus (European flounder)
Lineage: Eukaryota; Metazoa; Chordata; Actinopteri; Pleuronectiformes; Pleuronectidae
Exons: 13
Coding region: 9-3125 (1038 amino acids)
Source: RefSeq, a predicted model, not a curated record
UCUGCAUCAUGGCUUCCACAGCGAUGCUCCUACUUCAGCUGCUCCUGGUCUCACUGGCUUCUGCAUCACAUCACUUUGGGGGAAUGGCGACCUACACCUACAGAGGACAAAACCCUGAUGGAACGUACAAGGUGGACCUUCGCAGCAGAUCAACCUCCAGGUGGUGUGGGCACAUCUACUGGUGGAACUGCUAUGGGAGCAACUGUGGCAUUGUCUAUAGCAGUCCGUCGGGUAUGGUUGACAGGCAGACCAACAUAUCACAAUACUACGGAGACUCUUGUGAGACUGAAACAGUUUUCACGACUAAUGUUCUCAGUGACAAACCUUUUCAGAUGAGGGCAAGUAGCUGCUGUUGGGUGGCAACGGCCAAUUAUGUUGGCAGCUGGCAUCUACUGACUGAAGUAGAUCUGGGAAAGAGGUCUGACACCAGGAAACCAAACAGAUCACCAGAAAUCGGCAUCCUACCUAUCCUCCGAGUUCCUCAGAACUGCCCUCGGACAUACAAGCUCACGUCUUUUGAUCCUGAUGGGGACAAAGUUCAAUGUCGAUAUGGAAACGUCAGGGGGACAGAAUGCGACUCGUGCAACCUGCCACCAGGCUUCCUCUUAGAUCAGGGAUCUUGCACAUUGCACUACAACUACACACAAGCCAACAUCAAUGCUUUUGGACUUGAGUUGAUGGUGGAGGAUUUCCCACAAGGCUACAUGAAUCUGCAAUACGCAGACGGAUCCAGAUCCUACAGGACUCCGAUGAACGUGAGGAGACGAAAGAGAGCCUAUUACCCGAGCACAUACCCAACCACAACCUCAUACCCAACCACAACCCCAUACCCAUACUCAACCAGAGGCCCAUACCCAUACCCAACCACAGGCCCAUACCCAUACCCAACCACAACCCCAUACACAACCACAAGCCCACACCCAACCACAACAACAACAUACCCAACCACAACCCCAUAUCCAACUACAACCCCAUACCCAUACCCAUACCCAACCACAACAACCACACCAUACCCAACCACAACCCCAUACCCAACCACAACCCCAUACCCAUACCCGUACCCAACCCCAACAACAACCCCAUCCACAGCCCCAUACCCAACGACAAGCCCACAGCCAACCACAACCACAACCCCAUAUCCAACAACAACCCCAUACCCGUACCCAACCACAACAACAACACCAUACCCAUCCACAGCCCCAUACCCAACGACAAGCCCACAGCCAACCACAACCACAACCCCAUAUCCAACUACAACCCCAUACCCAUACCCAUACCCAACCACAACAACAACACCAUACCCAUCCAGAGCCCCAUACCCAACAACAACCCCAUACCCAUACCCGUACCCAACCACAACCACAACCACAACCCCAUACACAACCACAACCCCAUACCCAACAAGAACCCCAUACACAACCACAGCCGCAACCACAACCACAAGCCGACACCCAGCCACAACCACAACACCAUACCCAACAACAACCCCAUACACAACCACAGCCGCAACCACAACCACAAGCCGACACCCAGCCAUAACCACAACAACAUACCCAACAACAACCCCAUACACAACCACAGCCGCAACCACAACCACAAGCCGACACCCAGCCACAACCACAACACCAUACCCAUACCCGUACACAACCACAACCACAACCAAAACCCCAUACACAACCACAACUCCAUACCCAACCACAGCCUCAUACCCAACCACAACUCCUCUCAGCAAACUUCCUCUGCAAUUCUCUGUUCUUGUGGACCCCCCUGCUCCAUCAUGUCAGGAGGGAGCUUUCCUGCCCAAGCUUCUGCACCCAACACCUGCAAAUGGAGCUCGUUUCCAAGCAGAGGUCAACAAGGAAUUGGAAAUCAGAGUCAAAGCGCAGGCCACAAAUGCAACAAUAAAUAAUAUCAUGGUCAGUGGGCCGGUGAAUAUCAAAAAGCACCAGAACACACAGGGAGAGUUUGUCCUCAGGUGGACGCCGCUCCCAGAUGACCACGGACAACAUUUCGUGAUCUGCUUUGCUGUUGAAGCAGUCGAAAUGGCUGCCGUCUAUCAGUCCGAGAUGAGGUGUGUUAUUGUGGAAGCCAGAAGUGAAAUCGUUAAAUCCCAUGUGAUCUGCAACGAGUCCUCAAUGACAGUAUCGGUUGAGAAAGCCUCAUUCCCUCGACUCCAUGAGGAUCAUAUGCAGCUCAAUGAUCCCUCCAACACGGCCUGCAGCCUCCAGAGACACUCCAACAGCACUCACAUCAUCGCCAUCAUCCCCCUCAACGCCUGCGGCACUCAGAUCGAGGAAGAUGAGGAGAACCUCAUCUUCAAGAACGAAAUCACCACGGUGGACAACCCCAGAGACCUGAUCACCAGGAAGCACCAGCUGGAGGUGCAGUUCUACUGCCAGUACCCAAAACGAGGGAACGUGUCAUUGAGCUUCGUGGCACACAGGACUAACACAACUGUGUGGGAGAAGGGCUUCGGCACGUUCACCUACCAGUUUGAGUUCUACCCUGACAACCAGUUCCAAACCAUGAUGGAUCCAGCAGCAUAUCCUCUAGAGUACGACAUUGGGAACAGGAUUUACAUGAAGAUCGAGGCCACCUCCUCGGUCAACAACACCCAGCUGUUUGUGGAGUCCUGCCGAGCUGCACCUUACGACAACCCCAACUACCGCCCAACCUACUCCAUCUUUGAAAAUGGGUGUCAAAUGGAUCCAACUCUUCAGAUCCACUCCCCCGCUGCCCAGAAGGAAUUCAAGUUCAGCAUGGAGGCCUUCAAGUUCAUCGGACUGCACAAUCAGGUGUACAUCAGCUGCUCGGUCAUGAUGUGUGAAGCAGGGAAUUCGGACACCAGGUGUUCCAAAGGUUGCAUCAACUCUACGUCGACAAGCCCCUCACGCUCCAAGAGAGAGGCUGUCAUCCAGAGUGCCAGUCACUUCGUUUCCCAGGGGCCAUUGCGCUUACGGAGAUCGGCAGAGAGCGUCAGAGCCACAGCGACCAACCUGAAUCUGAACCUGGUGUUCAUCGCUGGAUGUGUUCUUGCAGCCGUCGGCAUGAUCUGCGGAGUGGUCAUGUACAGAGCCAGAGUGUCAAAGGUCAAAUACCAACCUCUGCCAACAUUUGAGAGUUAAAUCAGCAACGUGUGGGAAAUACCUGUUUUAUAUUGAUCACUUCAGACUGUACCAAGUCUUCUUUCAUGGUUUUUGUCGGGGGUUUAUGUCUCUAAUCAGGUGCAAAUGUGAGCAGACAGAUUUCAUAUCAACAUCCUCGUGAAUGUCUUCAGCUUUUUGUAAGGUUUAACUUUUAUAUUGAACAAAUCUGAAAGGUGUGUGGUGUUUACAGGUGGGAUCUGAUGUGGUUUUAUAACUGUUCCAUUUGUGAUGUGAUACAAUAUGAUUUAAAGUAGUAUUCUGAUUGAAAUGUGUGUUUUUACUUUCUAACACACACAUUUCUCAUUUGUCUGAAUACAUAUGAGGGUUUAUAUACUGAAUCUCUGUUUCACACACUGAAGUGUUUGUCAAUGCAAAGUCAUUCAGGGAAGUGUCAGAUGGUUGAGUGUGGUUGAUGUCGCUCUGAGUUGUAUAUCUACAUUAAAUAUCAAGUUGCAAACAUGUGACCUCCUUAUAAGAGUCAUUGCCAAAUUAUUAAUUAAUUAUUAUCAAUUCAUAGGAAAUUCUCAUAUGUCAAGUUUUUUUUAUCACCAGUGUAAAGCAGAGAUAUGUUUAUGUCACUGUCGCCUUUGGGAAACUGGAACUGUAUCAUUUUUUUGGU